AUAUUUGAUGCUUGGAGAUUCUAACUCUGCAGGAGUCAUGUCAGGGGACCUCUGGAGCCAAUCUGCUUGGGCAGAGGAGUGAUAAUUAUUCAUGGGCUCCUGCCUCUCUCCCCUUCUUUUGCACAGCCCCACUCUGCUGACUCAGUGCCUUAGUCUUCUCUCUCUCUUCACUGCUGUAGCUGGACCUCUUUGCCUUCACAACCUCUGAGCAUCUGUACAACCCACAAUGGCUAAAACUGCAAUGGCCUACAAGGAAAAGAUGAAGGAGCUCUCAAUGCUUUCUUUGAUCUGCUCCUGUUUUUAUCCUGAGCCUCGCAACAUCAAUAUAUAUACAUAUGAUGAUAUGGAAGUUAAGCAAAUCAAUAAACGUGCUUCUGGCCAAGCUUUUGAAUUGAUCUUAAAGCCACCAUCUCCCGUCUCAGAAGCACCACGAACUUUAGCUUCUCCAAAGAAGAAAGAUGUGUCCCUUGAUGAGAUCCAGAAAAAACUGGAAGCUGCAGAGGAAAGGAGAAAGUCCCAGGAGGCUCAAGUGCUGAAACAGCUGGCAGAAAAGAGAGAACAUGAGCGAGAGGUCCUUCAGAAGGCUUUGGAGGAGAACAAUAACUUCAGCAAAAUGGCAGAGGAAAAACUGAUACAGAAAAUGGAACAGAUCAAAGAAAACCGUGAAGCUAAUCUAGCUGCUCUUAUUGAUCGCCUUCAAGAGAAGGAAAGGCAUGCUGCUGAGGUCCGCAGAAACAAGGAGCUCCAGGUGGAACUGUCUGGCUGAGCCCAGCAGUGGAGAGGAUGGGAUUGCUCCCCACCACUCCCUAAACUCCCCUGCCUAUAUUAUUACAGAUCAUGAGAUAUUAGUAUGGGAAAUGUAUGACAUGGUUUAAAAAAAAAAAGAAUCAACUCAAUAAAAAAAACAAUGCAGUCUUUACAGAAUGGUUUGCUUGAUGUUUAAAAAUAAAACUUGGAUCUUAUUUUGUAAAUACUUACAUUUUUGUUAAAAAAUACAAGUAUUGCAUUAUGCAAGUUAUUUCAUAAUCUUUACAUGUCCUGUAACAGGCUUUUGAUGUUGUCUAUUUCCAUUCAGUUGAAUUUGUUAGAUCUGUUCCUCUGAAGGUCUCUGCAGCAAAAUCCCUCCCUCCCUGGCUGUUUUCAUUUCAACUGAGCAACCAAGUCAAUUGAAAGUCUAUGGUGCUAGAAUCCAGUGAUUGCCUAAUUACCUAGAACGCUUUGCAAUCAAUAACCUUUAUUAAGACAGUAAGGAGAUUACAGGCAUCAUGAAGUGAUGUAAUGGUCCUGGUAACACGCUCCUUGAACACUGCACAAUCAUAACAUAGUUACUAUCUCCACAAUCUGCUAUAUAACAAAUCAGAAACUAAAAUGAUAUUCACAGUAAUUAUUAACUCUCCCUUCAGAAGAAAACAUCUGAUUUUGAAAGAUAAAUGUCAUCAAUGAGAAAGCGAGUGGAAGCAAUACUGGGCCAUAUUUUUUAAA
Molecule: messenger RNA, 1482 nt
Organism: Heteronotia binoei (common prickly gecko)
Lineage: Eukaryota; Metazoa; Chordata; Lepidosauria; Squamata; Gekkonidae
Gene: STMN2
Product: stathmin 2
Exons: 5
Coding region: 227-766 (179 amino acids)
Biological process (GO): neuron projection development; microtubule depolymerization; regulation of microtubule polymerization or depolymerization
Cellular component (GO): growth cone; neuron projection; cytoplasm
Molecular function (GO): tubulin binding
Source: RefSeq, a predicted model, not a curated record